This is a messenger RNA of Bolinopsis microptera, 842 nucleotides long. RefSeq lists its product as uncharacterized. The transcript is spliced from 6 exons. Bases 29 to 832 code for a protein of 267 amino acids. The record is from RefSeq and is a predicted model, not a curated record. NCBI's taxonomy places the organism in Eukaryota, Metazoa, Ctenophora, Tentaculata, Lobata, Bolinopsidae.
GUUGAUAUGAUACGAAGGACCUGCAACUAUGCAGUGUGUGCUACAUGAAAGUGUACUUGUUUCGCCUGAUGAUAUCACAUGGAAGCUGAGUAACGGAGACGUACUGGACCCAGAGGGCCUACCUGACAACUUCAAACUCAGUGAAGAUAGACUUACCCUUACCGUUGAUCCAGUGUACAAACACGAUGAUAACGACUACAAAACAGAAAUAGUGUUUAACGGUGUGGUAGGAGAAUGUACGUUCGACAUGGUGGUUAUUCCAGUACCUGCAAUUGAUUACAUUGAUAUUGAUGGAGAGUCUCCUAGGGUCGUUAUAAAGGGAGAGUGUCAGACUAUGUCGGUUAGAAUAUUGAGUGAUGAUGAGUUUGAAGCUGAAAACUUCAACUGGUUUAUGGGACCUGCUGAUAAACCAGUAGACUUCGAGGGUGGAAAGUUUACACUACAAGAUGGUGGAAAAACUCUCAAGGUAUGUGAUGCAGACAAUGAGGAAGAGGGGAUAUACAAAGCGUGUGUAACUAAAGAGGAGGUGACAGAUUGUGUUGAUAUAGAACUAAAGGUCAUCGCUGUCUGUUACACUGAUGUGGGGGAUUAUGAGGAGACGGAGUCGUGGGAUGAAGGAGAGUUUGAAUUGUGCACGUGUAAUACAGCGGGAGAGAUAGAGUGUGAGUGUAAGGAACAAGGAGUCACGUGUGAGGAGGGCGAGGAGUUGUACACUGAUGGGAACUGUCAGGAACUGUGCGCUAAAGGCGGGGAACCUUUUCUUUAUUUCAAAAUUCAAAUAAAUUUUACAUUAAUGCAUUACAGUUGCAUUUACAAAAAUCAAAAUAUCUAAUAUGAGGCAA